ACCGACUCGACCCAGGCUUUCUCGCCCUGCUAAGCUGGUUCUCUCAACAAUUCUUACACGACGCUUUCGACCUUGGUCUGCAGUUCUCCCCUCGGCACCAGCAGCCGCACCACCACGGUUCAAGACGUGAAACGUUGAAGGCAGCAUGCAGGCAUCACGAGAUGAAAAUACCUCGGGCUCGUUCGCCGCCGAGGGUCAUGGCGUACACACUCUCACCCGGGAGGAGCUCCAGGAACGGAUACAGCGUUACAACUCCGAGCGGGAGCGAUUCGAUGUAGCCCCUACCCGGAACCAACUUUUGAGCCGAUUCACCGUCUUCUGUCUGGUUAUAAACAGGACAAUAGCGAGCGGCAUCUUCACCCAGCCCGUGAACGUUCUUAAAUACACCGGCAGUUCCGGGGCCGCUCUCCUGAUCUGGGUUGUGGCUGGCAUCAUCAUCCUCUGCGUGGUCGCGACCUGGAUCGAAUUGGCCUUGACCAUCCCGAUUCAUUACGUCUUCCGUGACGGCAGCUGGCAAAGGGUUUCGUCGCCCAGGAACGGCGGAGACAAGAACUACCUUGAGUACAUUUACAAGAAGCCCCGCGACCUGAUGAAAUGCAUCUUCGGCAUCGCUUUCAUCAUCUGGGGCAACCUCGCCGGCAACGCUCUGCAGUUUGGUGUCUUUAUGCAGCUGGCCAUCAACCCGACCUGCCGUGAGGACGACAGCUCAUGCUUCAACCACGGCUACGUAGUGGCCUGGGGCGUCUUUGUCCUCACCGUUUGCGCUCUUCUCAACAUCUCGAGCCGAAAGUAUACCAUGGGCCUCAACAACCUCUUCGCAGUCGCGAAGCUUGCCUUUGUCGUCGUCGUUGCCGUCGUCGGCAUCUCUUACGGCGCAGUCCACGGCGACGGGUGCAGAAGCAUCACCUGGGCGCCCGCCCACCCAGCUGAGUCCGGCAACGUCGGCGACAUUGCCCUGGCUCUCUUCUUUGCCAUGUAUCCGUACACGGGCUACGAGCAGCCCUUCUACGUCCUGUCCGAAGUCUCGCGUCCGCAAAAGACGUUUGCCAAAGCGACCAUCUCGGCCAUGGUGUGCGUGCUCAUCCUCUUUCCCCUUACCAACGUCAGCUAUCUGUGCAUGAAUCCCUACACCGGCAACGCCGCUCUGGCCGACAACAUGGCCAUCGCCUUUAUCGAGCGGCUGUCCGGACUCGGAUCUCACAGCACCGCGGUGCGCAUCGUGUCCAUCAUCCUGGCCAUCUUCAUCUUUGGCAACCUCAUGGCGCAGACGUACACGGCCUCGCGCGUGAAGCAAGAGGUGGCCAAGGAAGGCAUCCUGCCAUGGUCCCUGUUCUUCGCCACGGGCAACGACACGCUCAUUUCCCGCCUCAAGCGCCCCCGUUCCGACAGCACUACUGCCAACAGAAACAGUACUGCGACACUGCCGCACACCCACCCCUACGGGCCCCACCACCGCAGCAGCACCGGCGUGACGGCCAGCACCGGCGCGAGCCGCCCCGCGAACGCAAUCCGCAACCUCGACGGCCACCAUGAACAGGCGCCCUUUGCCGCUACCGCCCUGCACUGGGCGUUUGAGGUAAUCCUGCUCCUAGCCAUCGGCCUGGCCCAGAAGCGGCCGUCGGACGCCUACGGCGGGCUGACAUAUGUGUACACGUACGUGGUGGUUGGGGUCCUGGGGUUCCUCACAGCGGCGGGGCUGCUGUACCUGAAACUCGACUCGUGGGUGUCAGAGAUGGGGAUACUGUCGCGGCGUAACUGGGCGCGCAAGUCCGUCUGGCAGUCCUGGCUGGACCCGCUGCCCGUGCUUGUGGCGACGGCGGGGUUGGGGUUUUUGCUCAUCGCUGCGUUUGUCCCGCCCAGCGAGCCUAAGCGGACUGGAGGUUGGCCGUGGUGGGUUGGGCCUACAGUCGGUAUGGGCAGUGCCCUCCUGGGCGUGGUCUGGUGGUGCGGGUUGGUGUUUGUUCAGUGGGCUGGGCGGUGGGAGCUGCAGACGCAGCGGCUGCCGGUGGUGGAAAUUGAUGAGGACGGGCAGGCUGUGCAGAAGGCGGAGUUGGUUGAGCAUGUCAAAGUGCCCGUCGAAGGGAAGGGGGGUAGGAGAAGGAGGAGGGAGGUGUGGGAGGAGGGGGAUCCGUGA
This is a messenger RNA of Canariomyces notabilis, 2134 nucleotides long. RefSeq lists its product as uncharacterized. Gene Ontology annotation, biological process: amino acid transmembrane transport. Gene Ontology annotation, molecular function: L-amino acid transmembrane transporter activity. The record is from RefSeq and is a predicted model, not a curated record. The transcript is spliced from 4 exons. The coding region runs from base 146 to 2134 and encodes 662 amino acids. Gene Ontology annotation, cellular component: membrane. Lineage: Eukaryota; Fungi; Ascomycota; Sordariomycetes; Sordariales; Chaetomiaceae.